This is a messenger RNA of Gambusia affinis (western mosquitofish), 890 nucleotides long. RefSeq names its product signal sequence receptor, gamma (gene ssr3). Gene Ontology annotation, cellular component: endoplasmic reticulum; membrane. Lineage: Eukaryota; Metazoa; Chordata; Actinopteri; Cyprinodontiformes; Poeciliidae. The record is from RefSeq and is a predicted model, not a curated record. Bases 155 to 712 code for a protein of 185 amino acids. Gene Ontology annotation, biological process: SRP-dependent cotranslational protein targeting to membrane. The transcript has 5 exons.
CAGCACUCAGCAAUGGCUCCUUGUUUCACAGAGGAAAUGAGUCGAUGUAGUUCCAGGUUUGUGCUGACGCGUCCCUCUUCCUCUCAUUCACCGACGUGUCAGUCCUCUCCAGUCCGCUCUGAGUAGUUUCCAUACCGGCCUCUCUGCCAGAAAAAUGCCCCCGAAAGGCAGCAACAAGCAGCAGUCCGAAGAGGACCUUCUCUUGCAGGACUUCAGCAGAAAUCUGUCGGCAAAGUCAACGGCUUUGUUUUACGGGAAUGCCCUCAUCGUUUCAGCCAUUCCUAUCUGGUUGUUCUGGAGGAUCUGGCACAUGGACCUCGUCCAGUCUGCGGUGCUGUACGCCGUCAUGACCCUGGUCAGCACAUACCUGGUCGCGUUCGCCUACAAGAACGUCAAGUUUGUACUCAAACACAAAGUGGCUCAGAAACGAGAGGACGCCGUUUCCAAAGAGGUAACCAGGAAGCUGUCUGAAGCAGACAACCGCAAGAUGUCACGCAAAGAGAAGGAUGAAAGGAUCCUGUGGAAGAAGAAUGAGGUGGCCGACUAUGAAGCCACCACCUUCUCCAUCUUUUACAACAACACCCUCUUCCUGGUGCUCGUCAUCGUCGCUUCCUUCUUCUUGCUCAAGAACUUCAACCCCACUGUCAACUACAUUCUGUCCAUCAGUGCCUCUUCAGGACUCAUUGCUCUUUUGUCCACCGGCUCCAAGUAAACCAAGAAGAGUUUUCACCUGAAUAGAAUUGUGGAAUAUUCAGAGCAUUUUUAUUUUUUGAGGAUUAAGGAAAAGACACAGGAUCUAAUUUUUUACAGGUUAGGCAUGUGGUGUUGAUGUGGAUGCAGAGUUCACUUUCAUGAAAUCGUUUUUGUAACAAAUAAAGCAACCAGCUAUA